CUCUCUCUCUCUCUCUCUCUCUCUUGACCUGAGGUGACCCACGAAGCACUCAGGCUAAGAGGUCAAGGGUCAGCCUCGGCCAAACACAGUCUAACUCAAUCCCGCGAGACAAGAGAUCGAGAUACGCGUGAAUAUUCCGGUAAGCGGGGAGGGAUUUGCGUGCGUGUGGGAGCGGAGUGGCGGGCGGAGUAUCUGAGUGGCGGAGUGGCACCAGCAGCGGCCAUUCCUCGCUAAAAAUACCCAAGAUAUACAGCAGUCUCACGAGGCACAGGUGGUGAAACAGGUGGCGGUGGUGGUGGUGGAGGAGGAGGGUCAUCUGUGGUUCGCUUGGUGCCUCCGACCUCCGUCAGUGGGCCGACAGACACGAGUGGGGUGGGACGUCGCUUCCUCGAUGCUCCGCGGGUUAUCUCUCGCUGCCUGCCUCCUCCUGCCUGCCUGCCACCCUUCCGCUCUCGCUCGUGCCUCGCCGCGCCGCUGUCCAAGAAUGCUAUCAGUGACAUAAAGAAGCACACUAUCCUUAGCCACACUUGCUCUGCCUCCCGUAGUGACCUAGAGAUAGAAAGGUUUAAAAAGACACUGAAUAACAGAAGGGAUAAAUGUAAAGACUAAAAACUUUUGGCGCGUUUUCGAAUCAGCUGUUUUACGGACGUGCCCAAGUUUGUUCUCCGCGACGCCCUGCUACACACGCCUCCCCCGCCACCCACCGAGCUUACCACUUCUUCCCCUUCUUAAGAUUCUGAACACUUUGCACCAACUUCCCGCCCGCGAGGAUAAAACUGCGAGGCGAGGGUCCGAGGCGGCAGGGCGGGGCGGCGCUGGCAGAUCGGAGUGUGGCGGCGACGGCGACGGCGGAGGCGGCGGAGGCGGCGACGGCAUGGUGGCGUGGCGGACUUGGGUGCUGGCAGCGGUCAUCCUCGCCCAAGGUGGUGACGGCAUUCGGAUCACGCAGGUGCAGGUGCCGCAGACCAUGGAGGUGGGGGGAGGGGGAGCUGUUCUGUGCCUGGGAGGAGGACACAGACAAGAUGUACUCUAUCAAGUGGUACCAAGGGGCGCAGGAGUUCUACAGAUACACGCCCACCUCAAGGGACCCCAUCCAGAUAUUUGAUCCUAUCACGCUGGAUGUGGAUCGCGACAAGUCCUGGGGCGGCACGGUGCGGAUUGCUAAUGUGAGCCUAGAUGCCGAGGGGUCCCUUCCACUGUGAGGUCCUCAGCUGACGGCCCCACCUUUCACACUGCCUCAGACUCCGCCAUGCUUACUGUCGUAGACCUGCCUGACGGUGCCCCAGUCAUCUCGGGAGUAAGAAGCCAGUACCUGCCCGGGGAUUGGGUGGACCUUACCUGCACCUCGGGAAAGUCCAAGCCAGCAGCGAUCCUCAACUUUACCGUCAACACAAAGCCUGCUCCUCUUGGGUGGCUGGAAACACAGAUAGACAAAGAGGAUGAUGACAAACUCUUCACGUCUAAGCUUCGUCUUCGCUUCUCCCUCCUCCCGCGCCUACUGCAGGAGGAAGCGGGAAGCCUGAGGGUCCGCUGCGAAGCCGAAAUUCCUGGGGUUUAUAUGCAAUCUGCACAGAACAUUCUGACCACGAGGCCGCCCUACCAAGCCUCUGUCCUGGGCUCCUCCGCUCCUAACGGCCCCUGCUCCUGUCGCUGCUCCCUGCUCCUUCUGCUGCUACUACUACUGUUACUUCUCCUGCCGUGGCCAUCAACACCACCACCUCCACCACCACUCGUCUGAGACCCUCCCAGCGGCUUCCGUCACACGUCACCUCGCCUCCUUCCCCCUCGUCAGCGUCUCCGUCACGAGGACCCGCUGACGUCGCGCCCUUCCUGUACACUGUAGUAGGGGCUGGGAUCUUCCUUCGUCUGCCACCUCGUCAGGGACACAAACAUCUUGGAACACCUAGGAAAAAUAAUAUCUGGUGUUUUUUUUUUUUCUUUUUCUUUUUUUUUUUUUUACAUGUAGAAUUACUGUAUUUGAUCUCUCUCUCUCUCUCUCUCUCUCUCUCUCUCUCUCUCUCUCUCUCUCUCUCUCUCUCUCUCUCUCUCUCUGCUACGGAAACUGCAUUUUUUUUCUUACAAUCCUCAUUCAUCUCGUUUAUUAUAUCUAUUUACAUUAAUUUAUAUCUAUUUAUCAAUUAUUAAACAUGGUAUACAUAAAAAAGACGAGCAGCCAGUCAGCCAAUCAGCGCCCAGAUGCCACGAUCGUCUGAGCCAAUCAUGUGUCUACCUGUUCCCCGGGGGUCUGCUUAGCCAAUAGCGGAGCAGAUCACAUCACCCUUAUAAGCCACCAAUCAGAUUCCUCGCCUCGCCAAUUGUCAUCCUGUAAAGAAAAUGAAGAGAAAUGAGAAUAGAUGAAAAUCGAAACAGAAGAGAAAAAAAAAUUAAAAUAAAUACAAAAAAAAAAAAAACUCGUCAUUUUUAUUCGUUUCAAAAAUUUGCUCGUUAAGUUUUUUUUUUUUUUUUUUGAGAAUAAAAAGUUACAAUUAUGAUUUUUUUUCAUGAUUUACUUGAUUUUUCUUCUAGUUUUUAAUAAUUUAUUCAUUCAUUUAUCACUUUUUUUUCUUUCUUUCGUGCACCCAUCAAGUAAUCUCCAUUUUAUUCAUUUAUUACUGUUGUUACUAAAUACUGAAUGAAAAUUAUUUAUACGUAAUGUUCUCUCAUCAUUCACUUAGCAUUCUCUCUCUCUCUCUCUCUCUCUCUCUCUCUCUCUCUCUCUCUCUCUCUCUCUCUCUCUCUCUCUCUCUCUCUCUCUCUCUCUCAAU
This is a messenger RNA of Scylla paramamosain (green mud crab), 2765 nucleotides long. RefSeq lists its product as uncharacterized. NCBI's taxonomy places the organism in Eukaryota, Metazoa, Arthropoda, Malacostraca, Decapoda, Portunidae. The transcript is spliced from 6 exons. The coding region runs from base 1250 to 1738 and encodes 162 amino acids. The record is from RefSeq and is a predicted model, not a curated record.